Astyanax mexicanus (Mexican tetra) is the source of this 5294-nucleotide messenger RNA. RefSeq names its product tonsoku-like, DNA repair protein (gene tonsl). The transcript is spliced from 28 exons. The coding region runs from base 277 to 4566 and encodes 1429 amino acids. Gene Ontology annotation, molecular function: protein binding. Lineage: Eukaryota; Metazoa; Chordata; Actinopteri; Characiformes; Acestrorhamphidae. The record is from RefSeq and is a predicted model, not a curated record.
UCUUGGCGCGGUAUUGGGAACAGGAGAUGUAGCUUGUGUAGUUAGUUAGCCAGCUAAGAGCGACGGUAACUUUUUGAGUAUUGUUUUAGUUUUAGAGCGAUGGAUCGCUGUCAGAACUGACACUAGUACAUGUCUGGAGAUCGGUGGAGGAUCGUGGUGUUUAUUUAAUAUGCGAGAUCCUGUUUCCGCUCUGUUUUGUCACUGAUUUUUUUCAGUAUUAUUGACUUGCGAUUCCUGCUAGCGAACUAGCAGAUAUCCGCUGCGUAACCAGGGACAAUGAGUUCAGCGAAGGAGAUCAGACAACUGCAGAAAGCCAAAAGUAAAGCUCAGAGCAGCAGUAAUCUGAAGGAGGAAGCUAGCCUCUGCAAUCAGCUCGGAGAAGUCUUAGCCAAAAGUGGUGAUUACCAGGCUGCUAUUGAGGAGCAUCGGCAGGAGCUGGCCCUGUCACAGGUUUUACAUGAUGUGAUUGGUUGUGCUGUAGCCAAUCGGAAGAUUGGAGAAUGUUACGCAGAGCUUGGCAAUAUCGCAACUGCUCUCAAAUAUCAGAGACGGCAUUUGGAUCUGGCUUGCUCUGUAAAUGAUGCAGUAGAGGAACAGAGAGCUCUGGCCACCAUUGGCCGGACUUACCUCUUUCUCCAUGACACUGACCAAUCACUGGACAGCCUGAAGCAAGCAGAGGAUGCUUUCAAGAAGAGUCUGGCUAUAGUGAACGAACAUCUGGAAGGGAGAGUCUCGGCUCGGGAACGGAGUGAGAUGAGAGCACGGCUGCUGCUGAAUCUGGGCUUUGUGUGCGAUGGUUUGAAGGACCCACAGCGCUGCAAUGAAUUUAUUCGUCAGAGCAUCUACAUCUCAGAGAAGAACAAUCUUCUAGAGGAUCUGUACCGAGCCAACUUCAACCUAGGUAAUAUCCACUUCCGGAAUGGUCAACAUUCGCUUUCCAUCCGAUGCUUUGAGAAGAGCAAAGAGUGUGCACACAAGAUGAGCGACAAAUAUAGCGAGAGCGAGUGCUUCUACAAUAUUGGAAAGGUUCUGCUGAAUCUGGGAGACUUCCUGGGAGCCCGGCGCUCCUUGAAGAAGGCCUUUCAGCUAGGGUCCCAACAGCCUGCAGAGAGAGAGGCAGUGAAAAGAGACCUGAGAUAUGCAAUCCGUGGCUCCAAGCUGGAAAAAGCUAUGUCAACCGUCAGUAAUAAGGUCUCUCAGGAGGCCUUGGGGCUUACAGAGGAACUUGGGGAUGUCUACUGCAAAGUGGCUUCCUAUUCCAAAGCUCUGGAAGCUUACCAAACCCAGCUGUCAUGUGCAGAGGCCUUGGGGAAGCCUUCACGAGAGCUGGCGGUCAUCCACGUUUCUCUUGCAGCCACAUACUCAGACCUGCGGCAGUACCACAAAGCUAUCGAGCACUACAGACAAGAACUAGAGCUGAGACAAGGCAAUGCCAAGGAGGAGUGUGAAACAUGGCUGAACAUCGCAGGCUGCCAGGAAGAGUCAGGCAAAAGCAUGGAGGAGAUGGACAGCAGUUACACUGCUGCUUUGCACUGUGCUGAGAAAGCAGCUCAAAACAAGCUACAGAGGCGAGUUUUGCGAGCAUGGCUGCAGGUGCAGAGACGAGUCAGGUCCACACAUGCUGAUGCCACGGAGGCUCGUCUCCAGGAGCUGUGCGAGGCGGAGGGCCGCAGGUUGGAGGACAGUGAGGAAGAAGAGGAAGAGGAGCAGCUGCUAAACAGUGAACCUCUCGACAGUGACUUCCAGCUCUCAGACUCUGAUGAGGACAUGGAGGAUUAUGAUAAACUUGUGAGCGGCAGGAGAAAAACUGGAAAGUGGAACAAGCGUAAUGAAAAGGGCGAGACAGUGCUUCAUCGAGCCUGUAUAGAUGGCAACCUCAAGCAGGUCGAGUACCUGGUAGAGCAGGGUCAUCCCCUCAAUCCUAGAGAUUACUGCGGCUGGACUCCGCUCCACGAGGCCUGCAACCACGGUCAUCUAGAAAUUGUAGCUGUGCUGCUGGAUAAAGGAGCUAACAUUAAUGAUCCUGGUGGACCACACUGUGAAGGAGUCACACCUUUGCAUGAUGCCCUAAACUGUGGGCACUUUGCUGUUGCACGGCUGUUGGUGCAGAAAGGGGCGUCGGUCAACGUCCGCAAUAAGAAGGGGGACAAACCUUUGGACAGCUUGCGGCUGUGGCGGAAGACCUACAGUCGAGACCUGGAUCAGGAGACGCAGCAGGAAUGUGUGGAAACUGAGAAACUGCUGAGGAAGGCACAGGCAGGAGGAGUCGCUGCUGCACCGGUGUCUUCAAGGCCUGUCCUACAAGACAGUCAGCUUUUUGAUGCUGAGUGCUCAGAGCCACUACUGCAGCAGGACGAGCCACACUUCACUUCCCAGCGUGCCUUGCCUAGUAGACUUACCCCACCAGAAACCAACACUGCCCCCAGAGACAGACGAUCCAGUGGACCUCGCCACCGACUUAGAGGGACGAAGGAGGAUGUUUUAUUUGGGGAGGACAGCAAUUCUGACCACUCUGACUGCUCCAUCAGCCCACUGCGCCCUGUGCGGCCAAGACCCCGUUUCCCAGAAGUCCUUCCGCCCCCAAAGGAAGUCUGUCCCAGUCGGGAUGUUCCACCCACUCCUCAAGUGGCUAGAGAAGCAGUGUUGUCUCCUCAGCAAGUCUCUGGCAGAGACGAGUACCAGAGAGCUAUGCAGAACCUUGGCAGUGCCAAAAGUCGCCUUAUCACUCACAGCCUAUUAGAGCCAGCUUUCACCAGCACACCAGCGGUGUCUGCCAAUCACGUUUCAGCUUUAGUUCCUGAGGAUGAGUACAUAGGAGAUGAGUGGCUAGAAGAUGACUUGGGUUGUGCUCAGCCAAAAAAGAAAAGGAAAGUUGACACAGAACAAAGCAGCAGACGGGACAGUGUGAUGUCGUCAUUAUCAUCAUCAUCAUCAUCAUCUCGAAGCCAAACUCGUGUGUUUGGAUCAUCUGAGCCUCCUGCUAGAGUUCAGUCCUCCUCCAGCAGGGGGCUCUCUCUGAAGAAGUCCAAUAAGGCACGACAGGUAAAGAUGAAUCAGCUGCCCGGCAUGGUGAUGCUUGGCAGGAGAGAAGUCAGUAGGUCACCUAGUCCCAAUAUCUUCCCUGAGGAUGACCCUCCUCAGCCAGUACGUUCUCAGCCGUACAGCUCACAGCCAAUGACACAUGCCGCCCCUCAGACCCCGGUACCUGCCAUGCCUGCACCAAUCAGGAUGAGAGUCAGAGUUCAGAACAACGUCUUCCUGAUUCCGGUUCCACAUAGUGAGGCAGACUCCUGCACUGUGUCCUGGCUGUGUGAGCAGGCUGCACAGCGUUAUUACCAGACCUGUGGGCUGUUGCCACGUCUCUCUCUGCAGAAAGAGGGUGCUCUUCUCUCAACAACUGACCUGCUCCUGGCUGUUCUGCACACCAAUGAAGAGGUUUUAGCAGAGGUGUGCUCCUGGGACCUCCCUCCUCUUCCUGAGCGUUAUAAGAAAGCCUGUACGAGUCUAGCUGUGGAGGAGAACAGGCGUGUGUUGCGGCUGUGUGAGGUGCAGGACGGCUCUCCCUGCGUGACUGUGUGUGGUCUGGGUCUGGCUCCUCCCUGUCUGUCUCCUCUCCUUCGUGCUCUUAAACUACAGGACAGUCUCACGGAGCUCCGCCUCUCUGCUAACCGUCUCAGUGACGACCUCCUUCCUGAACUCAUCUCUGCAGUAACCACCAUGCCGCGCCUAAGAGUUCUUGAUAUCUCGGCCAAUCAGAUCACAGGAGAGGGUCUUAAGAAGGCGGUUACCACCUUAGAGGGAAGGAGUGAAGCAGUGUUUCCGUGUCUGGAGGAGCUGGAUUUGAGUAUGAAUCCUCUCGGAGACGGCUGGUCUCAGGCUCUGGCCUGUCUGCUCUCUGGGUGUCCCUUACUGGCCACUCUGUAUUUGCAGGCCUGUGGCCUCACAGCACGCUUCCUGCAGCAGCACAGACUCCUGCUAGCCAGCGCGCUCACGGGUACUGGGCACUUGAGAUCAGUGUGCCUGUCCCAGAAUGCACUGGGCUCCACUGGGUUUGAGCUGGUGUUGAAGACUUUGCCUCUACAGUGCCUCACACAUCUGGAGCUUAAUGCAGUGUGUAAAGUUCCCACUGAACAACCUGCUCUGGACCUUCUUCCCAAACUUCUAUCACAGGGUGACUGCUCUCUCUCACACCUGAGCCUGGCUGCAAACGGUCUAACCGAUCAAAGCAUCAUCUCUCUCGCCAGAUGUCUAGCUCUUUGUCCUUCCUUGGUGUCUCUGGAUCUAUCGGCCAAUCCCUCCGUGACGUCAGAGGGACUCCACAGCCUGCUCAGCACUCUUCGGGAAGGCCGGCAGCCUUUAACCUAUCUUAAUCUUCAGGGUUGCCAGGUGUGCGGUCCGUGGGACGUUGAGAGUUUAGAUGGCCUUUCAGAGCGAGUCCAGGACCUGCGGCUGUGUUCUCAGAGGCUGAACAAGCUGGAUCAGGAGAUCUUACAGAAGAAUUGGCCUGGACGUAUCCUGACCCGGGGUUCUAAAUGCCUGCUUAACACAGCCCCUGCUCUGCAGUGAUCCACCCUGUCCAUUCAUUUCUGUUCAGUGUCUGAAAAAAAAUGAAACUGAGCCAACCUCAUUGCUGUCCUACAUCCUACAUUUUAUAGAUUUUUUUCUUUUCUUUUUGGACAUUUUUUUACAAUAUAAAUAGUGACUCAGAUGAUAAAUUGCAUGUUGAUGUACAUAUUUAGUGUACAAACCUACUGUAUCUAUGUUAUGUUUGUAUAUGUAUAUUUAAGUGUGUGUUUUUUUGUAUGAUUUUGUGUGAAUGUCAUAAUCAGUAAACUUGUUAAAGCUCAGAUCUCGUCUGACAGGCCGUCUUCCUAAUGGGAAAUUCUAUAAACCCCUCCUCUGCAUUAAAUGGGGAAAGAAAAGUUCGAGUGACUUAAUAAAACUAUGGAUCUACUGAUAAAGUUCUUAUUUUGAUACUGUUCUCAGUGUUGUUAAGGUUUUCUGUUCUUCCCGUAUCUCUCUGGAAAUGCUAUUUGAUUUAAAAGUAGCCAUUAGGCCUGAAGGUCUAUAUAACAGAUCUGUAACACUUUACAAAAACAGUUUAUGAGAACAGUUACUCUAUUUACAUGAUUUAUAGAUCUGUAUCACUUUACUUAUUUACAUAAUAUAGUCUAUGAUAAAAAAAAAUACUAUUUUUCCCAACAGGUUUGUGUAUAUUCCCUUUCUGUAUAGCUGCUGAUCAGGUGAGGAGAUCUGUAUCUAACUGUUCACCAAGCUGUUUUUCUGCACUUUUU